CUGACCAGUUCCCUCCAGCCUGCUGGUGUGUAGCCCUGGGCGGGACUACAGGGUUUAAAAAGCCGGAACCCACUUGCCUGGGCCAUCCGCAGCCCCAGCAGCCUCCUCAGACCUGCCCCCUGCACCCCUGGCUCGGGGGAGCUCUCAGUCAGGUGAGCUCUUCACUCAGGACACUGAAGCAGAGAGGUUGAGUAACCCGCUGAGUCACACAGCUGCGAGCUGCGAGCCAGAGCCAAGCCGCAGCUCCUCUCCCCUGCAGCCCUGCCCCAGCCCUGCCCUGUGAGCUGGAGAGACUGACAUGGAGGGACUGACCUGGGCCCUUGUCCUGCUGGCAGGUCUGCCUGCCUUGGAAGCCAAGGACCUGUUUGCUGAUAAAGACGAUCCCUUCUACUAUGACUGGGAAAGCCUGCAGUUGGGCGGGAUGAUCUUCGGAGGGCUCCUGUUCAUCGCUGGGAUCGCGAUGGCCCUGAGUGGCAAGUGCAAAUGCAAGGGCAAUGGGAAGCAGGGCCCCUUGCCUGAGAAAGCCUCCCCACUCAUCACUCCAGGCUCUGCCAGCACCUGCUGAGCACAGGACCAGCCCGGAACGGUGCCCCACAUCUCCCCCAGGCCCUCCAGUACGGACUGGCCCUCCGAGGCCAGGCUGUUAGGCUACCAGGCUCCCUACUGAUCCGAAGGGUGUCCAAAGCUUAUUUACAGAUUAAACUGGUCCCACUGCUCC
Lemur catta (Ring-tailed lemur) is the source of this 718-nucleotide messenger RNA. RefSeq names its product FXYD domain containing ion transport regulator 4 (gene FXYD4). Bases 299 to 565 code for a protein of 88 amino acids. Lineage: Eukaryota; Metazoa; Chordata; Mammalia; Primates; Lemuridae. The transcript has 9 exons. The record is from RefSeq and is a predicted model, not a curated record. Gene Ontology annotation, cellular component: membrane. Gene Ontology annotation, molecular function: sodium channel regulator activity. Gene Ontology annotation, biological process: regulation of sodium ion transmembrane transporter activity; potassium ion transmembrane transport.